GCUUCCUGUUCACUGUGCGUACGUUAGCUGAUUUUUAACGAGUUUACGUCGGUUUCAUUAAAGCUACUGGUGUUUAUAGUGAGUUACUGGGUUUAUGACUGAAAGCAUUCUUGUAAAUAUUAUGAUUGAGAGCAACCUGCAGCACUUUUAGACAAUAUGGAGGACCAAACGUCAGCUACUGUCUUUCUACAGCCUGCAUGCAACUGAGGCUUCAUAUGUUUGCAGAGAGAGGCCUGCUCCUUGGUGAGAACAGCUCUCUGAGAAAAUGGACAGAGGGUGGUUCGUUGGAAACGAGAGGAUACUUUCCUCCGAAUCUCAACAGCGAUUGUCCAGCAGUGUCUCUACGCCCUGCUUGACUAUAAACGUGAGCAAAUUGCUCGAAGCUGACAAGCCCAGCGCCAUGAGGAAGCCUGUCCCGAUCCGCCCUCCAGGCCCCAGAGUUACUCGCCCAAAUGAACAGAAAAGCCACCCCUUCCUCACCUGCGAGCCCACCCCAAAGCCCAUCAUCCGACAACGAUCACGAUCUCUGCCUUCUGCCUCCGAGAGCAAAAAGAAGCGAACCAGAGGGAUUGGGGUGAGGUUCGUCGACUCUCUGGGACUCGACCUGGAAGAUGUUAGGGUUUUCAAGUCUGGUGAGGACCCGUUUGUGCCUGAGCAUGUUACCUUUAGACUCCUAAUGGGUGCUGAGAUGACAGAUGGAAGGCAUCUGGAGAUCAACUUGCCGUACCUAAAGCCAGUUUUUUCCCAACAACCUGGUGACCAGCCAGGGUUUCUGCAGCGUCUUCAGGAGCAGAAAGUGUGCCUAGAGAGGGUGUUGUGUUUUGAGCUGGGUAUUAUUGGAAUCACGCAAGUCCUGAAUUUAGAGUUUGGAAAAGAAGUUACAGUUCGGUAUUCAUUUACAGAGUGGAGAAACUCUGCAGAAACUAAGGCUUCCUGGGUAUCCACUGUCACCAAGACCUGGGAUGAAGGAGAAAGAGGAAAAGAAAUGAGUUGUGAUACAUUUCGUUUCCACCUGCCUGUUCCUCCAUCCCUUCGACCAGGAGCGCAAUUGGAGUUCGCUAUUCAAUACAGAGUCUGCGGUGCUGAAUAUUGGGAUAACAAUAACGGAAAGAAUUAUAAAUUAGUCUGCCAAAACUACAAAUUAACUGUGCCUAAAGAAUGUGAAGACAGCAUGGUGCAUUUCAUUUAGAAUAGGACUACAUGGAAAAUGUAUUUUGAGCACUUAGUGUCUACUGGUUUUAAGACAUAGUUCUGCUUGAAAGUUUACAAACCCUCCCAUUAAAGAACAUUAUAAAUUCACAAUUCCUUUGUAAUCCAAAUAACUCAAAACUAAAAAAGGUAAUAAUUGAAAAAAAUUAACUAAAUAUGAAUUUAGUAUUGGAAAAUAUUAACAAAAACAAAUGAUUCUAAAAAAAAAACUAUCUCAGGCAAAAAAACGAAAACAAAAAAAAAAACAGGGAGCCGACAUACCUGUCAACAGGUGCAGAAAUCUGACUGAACAUUUCCUAAACAUUUUACAUAAAAACUCAUUUUAGUGAUUGCCUCAAAUUGUUGCUCAACAAAAUGUAUGUGUAUAUAUAUCUAUCUAUAUAUAUAGAUAGAUAGAUAUAGAUAUGUGUGUGUUUAAUGUACAGUAUUUUACUGCCAGAUCUUUUUUUUUCUGUCUUUAUUGGAAGAGUAUGUAAACUUUCAAGCAAAACUGUAUAUGAGGAAUAACAACAGAUUAGAUUUUCUUGAUUUAAGCACUAAUAUAAUUAUGAUUAUGUCCUGAAUAUCAAGCACUUUGAUAGUGAUUCAAGCACUAAAGCACACAUUGCAUAUAUACAUAUAUCACUGAUGAAAUAAAAUGAUUUCAUGUUGUACAGAGAUGUUUUUAGUAUAUAUUUGUAAGUAAAUGUUCCAGAACAUUUUAUUGAUUAAAUCAUUUAAUUUUCUUUUCAGAGAUCAACCAAUCACUUUUUUUAUUGUAUACUUAUUUCCCUUUAGUAUGAGGUCUCACUAUGAUUUAGGUUUUUUUUUAAUCUUAUUAUUAUUUCUUGUUUCCUUGAGGAUUUUAAUUUGUGAGAAAAUAUGUUUUAGAUAUCUGUAGCAGUUAUAAAUUCAAAUGAAAAAAAACAACUAAAUUAUCCCUGGCUUUGUUUUAAAGAUUUUGUUCAUAACUUUUAUCUGAUUAAUAUACAUUGGUUGUUGGCCUAUAUCUGUGGACCUUUACUGUAUAUGUGAAAAAGAAAAACCCUGAUAUUUUUUUAGAAUUUGAAUUGAUCAAUGGACAAUAAUGUCAGAUUCUGGACUUUGGAUUAUUGAUUGUUGUAUUUCAGAAAAAUCCAAUAGUAUUACUGAUAUUCAAUAAUGAAAUUUGCCAAUUCUUGUUUUAUGUAAUUUCUUUUCUUAUGAACGUUUGAGGAAAUAUGAUCACUGUUACUUGUGGUGUAAAAAAUGUUGAAAUAUUUCUGUUCUCAGCCUCACAGGCUCCAAAAGAAGGUUAUGAGAGAUAAGAAUGAGUUACAGCUCAUGGCAUGAAGGGGAGGACUGUUGUUUUGAGGAGAUCCAUCCGGCCAGCGGAAGAUAUAUUAACCUAACAGUGAACGGCCUUGAUGGACUAAAGUUGUUUUUCCUCCAAAUAUUCAAAUGUGAGAAAGUUCUUUAUGCAGGGGGUGGGUUCAUUCCCCUGGGGAGAGUGUGUGUGAUUUUGUAAGGUAUAAAUGUAUGUACUGAAAUGCCUCAGUCAGAGCCUAUCUCUCCGUCUGAGGACGUUAAAUAAAUUUGAACCUUAUUUCUUGCAAGAAAUGCCUCUGCCUCAGCUUCCUAAUUUAAAAUACUGUAUAAGCUGAUUCCAGUGUUCUGUUUUUUAUCCUUUCUGCUUUUAACACUCAAUUCCUUAU
Molecule: messenger RNA, 2882 nt
Organism: Cyprinodon variegatus (sheepshead minnow)
Lineage: Eukaryota; Metazoa; Chordata; Actinopteri; Cyprinodontiformes; Cyprinodontidae
Gene: ppp1r3da
Product: protein phosphatase 1 regulatory subunit 3D-like
Exons: 2
Coding region: 266-1189 (307 amino acids)
Biological process (GO): regulation of glycogen biosynthetic process
Cellular component (GO): protein phosphatase type 1 complex
Molecular function (GO): glycogen binding; protein phosphatase 1 binding
Source: RefSeq, a predicted model, not a curated record